Metarhizium brunneum ARSEF 3297 is the source of this 468-nucleotide messenger RNA. RefSeq lists its product as uncharacterized. Lineage: Eukaryota; Fungi; Ascomycota; Sordariomycetes; Hypocreales; Clavicipitaceae. The record is from RefSeq and is a predicted model, not a curated record.
AUGCUCGGCCAGGCCAAGAUUCUCGCCCUCACUUUUGCUACUGCCGGAACCGUCUCGGCAGUCGGCAACGCCGUUGUCAAGAAUAACUGCGACUUCCCCGUGACCGUCUGGUCUGUUGGCAGCCAAGUCUCCAACGCAAACACUCUCCAAACUGGCCAGGCGUACUGGGAGCAGUUUUCCCGCGACCCCAAGACUGGUGGUCGUGCUCUCAAGAUUACCAGGGAGCCUGAUGGCCUCUACACCGGCAAGCCGCAGACCAUCUUUGCCUAUAACCUCAAAGACGGCGCCGUCUGGUACGAUCUGAGCGAUGUCUUUGGUGAUGCAUUCGCCGGGAAUAAGCUUGUCGAGGGCAGUGCCGACGCCUCAUGCCCUUCCAUUGUCUGGUCCAACGGCAUUCCUCCUGCCGGCAGCCAGGUCAAGAACUGCCGUGAUUCGGCUGAUGUCACCUUGGCUCUGUGCUCCAACUAA